Ciona intestinalis (vase tunicate) is the source of this 1445-nucleotide messenger RNA. It is a transcript of the gene zf(dhhc)-8, whose product is annotated as zinc finger (DHHC)-8. The record is from RefSeq and is a predicted model, not a curated record. Gene Ontology annotation, molecular function: palmitoyltransferase activity. Lineage: Eukaryota; Metazoa; Chordata; Ascidiacea; Phlebobranchia; Cionidae.
ACUUUAGGCAAUGGAUAAAACUAAACCUGUUCUGUGCAAUGACGAAAAAUGUCUACAAUGAUUUGAUUCUGAUAUUAGUUUUAAAAAUGAGAAGAAUCUGGUUCCGAUUUUCACUUCCUUUCUUAAAAAUUUAUGAUAAGUUCCAAUAUAUAAGAUUAUGCUACAAAUCAUUGACCUACAACAGCUUUGACUCGACGGCAGAAUCUGCGUUCGAGCCUGUGUUUUGUAUCGUGGACUUCGCAGUGAGAUGGUUUGGAGUGGCAUUUGUAACUGUGGUAUUGUGUUUGAUCACGUCAGUGGUUGUCAUUUUUUAUCUCCAUGUUUUGCCAUAUGUUCUUCAAACUUACAACGUUGUUUAUUCUCAUCUGCAUAUUUUGUACGGUCACUACCUGCUCAUGAUGAUUGUAUUCCAUUAUUACAAGGCUGUCCGUACAGACCCUGGUAUACCCCCAAUGGAUAUAUCAGGGGUACCAGUAACAUCUUUAUGCAAGAAAUGCAUUCUUCCCAAACCCCCACGCACUCAUCAUUGCUCUGUUUGUAAAAAUUGUCGCUUAAAAAUGGAUCAUCAUUGCCCUUGGUUAAAUAAUUGUGUUGGUCAUUUCAAUCACCGAUAUUUUAUCUCGUUCUGCAUCUUCAUGGUGAUGGGAACUGUUUAUGUUUCACUAAGUUCAUGGGUAUUGUUCAACGACUGCUUUAAAGUUGGUGAUAAACUUGAACGAGCUUAUAAUGCUAUUGGAUGGACAAGUAAUGAAGAAGUUCAUACGCUUCGUGUCCCAGCUCCACCCAACACAUGCACAGGAAAAGAACGUGCUUAUAAUACAUCAGUUGUGUAUUUAUGGAUCCUAUGCAGUGCCGUGACUGUUGCAUUGGGGGCACUUACAUUGUGGCAUGUAUUUCUUAUAUCUCGGGGAGAAACAAGCAUUGAAAAACUUGUUAAUGAAAAAGAGCGUAAGAGAUUAAAAAAGCGCAACAUAUCCUACCGAAGCCCUUAUAAUUUUGGUUUCAUUCAAAAUUGGAAAAUAAUUUUGGGUUUCAGAACUUUAAGAUCAUUUAUAAGAAGAGUUGUUUUACCAUCAAGUCAUUUGCCAGAAGGAAAUGGAAUUACAUGGCGUUCUAAUAUUGAAACUUCAUUUAUUGCAUGAAAAUCUGUGAUUUUAUUUGUAUUUUGCUUCCUAUAAAGACUGCUUUAUUUUGUUCAUAUUAUUUAUCUGGGAAUGUGUCAUCCUGUUAUUGCCUUGUUUUGUCCCAUGCUGUAAUUUUUGUCUAGAUGAGAUUACAUAAAGUGAUGUUUUAUAUUUCACAAAAGCAUUUUCUAGCUAUUUUUUCAUUGUAUGGUUAUGUAAAAUAGCAAAAUAUGUUCGAUAAUGUUUUAAGUAACACAAUUGAUAUCUUAGUUUUAAUUUUGAGUGUCAAAUUAGAAAGAUUAUACAGUCAGUGACAUGUCA